AUUCUCCUUUUGGAUGCCUUGAGCUAGUGUUUGGUCCUCAGGAUGAAUCAAUAACUGGCUGGACUGUUAGUCCAGAAAUUGAACCUUGUCAGAUUAAAGAAAGAGAAAUAAAUAAAUUUGGUUCCGAAAUUAAUAAUACAAUUCCUCCAUCUUGUUUGGUAUCAAUUUAUGCUGACAGCAGUCGUCCUGAUACUGUUCAUGUACUGAAGUAUGCUAUACCAUUGAAAGGAUUACUGGAGCCAAUGAAAAUUAAAAUUAACAGAUCAUUAAAAGAAUUAUUAGCUCAUUCUGUUGGUACUAAGGACAGUCCUAAUCCACAAAAUGAUAUCAAGAAGCACAUUAAUGACCUGAAACGUUUUCUUUCAUUUUCUGAAGCAAUGUUUCGUGACAUAGCUAAUGGUUGCAAGGAGGAACGAAUUAUUAAUGCUUCUCAGUAUGAUGAGUUAUUUGAUGGGAUGAAUAACCAGUCUUUAUCAAAAAGAGUAGAUGUUUUCAUGGGAAAUAUUACAUUAUUAAUUGAAUAUUGUACUGAUGAAACUAGUGUGUUCCUCUCUAUACUAAAAGAACAGGAUCAUGUUGCUCUUUCUAAAUUAGCUGACAAGAUUGCUGCUUCAUUAGAAGCAAGAUAAUGACUGUAGGAGCAAAGACAUUGUACAAUUUUUUAUAUUUAUACACUUUUUUAGAUGUACUUUGAUAAAUUUUUAACAAAGCAUUGUAUCAUGCAUUAAUAGACCUUGUGUUUCUUCUUUAUCUUAGGUGCUAUAAGUAUCCUAGUGCUAGUGUAAAUUUUUUGUUUAGAGCAUUGUAAAAAUGUACCAAUUAUUUAUCAUUAUGUAA
This is a messenger RNA of Amphimedon queenslandica, 837 nucleotides long. RefSeq lists its product as uncharacterized. NCBI's taxonomy places the organism in Eukaryota, Metazoa, Porifera, Demospongiae, Haplosclerida, Niphatidae. The record is from RefSeq and is a predicted model, not a curated record. The coding region runs from base 243 to 629 and encodes 128 amino acids. The transcript has 4 exons.